Messenger RNA from Mercurialis annua (annual mercury), 1620 nucleotides. RefSeq lists its product as uncharacterized. The record is from RefSeq and is a predicted model, not a curated record. The transcript is spliced from 4 exons. Bases 237 to 1172 code for a protein of 311 amino acids. Lineage: Eukaryota; Viridiplantae; Streptophyta; Magnoliopsida; Malpighiales; Euphorbiaceae.
CUCUUCUAUUAAUUGCUCUUUGUUCAUUUUCUACCAGUCAUUUCUUCUUUUUAAUUAACUGUGUUCUUGUAAUUUACAAGCUUUAUUUCCUUUGCCCUGAAAUUUUUAGGGUUUGUUGUGUGAAAUUUGGUUUCUUGGUUACUGAAACGAUGUUGAUCUUUUGAAUCAAAUUAUCUUAAAUUUUAAUUGUUUUCCCUGGAUUAAAUACAGGGUUGUGUGUUUUUUUAAUAAAGAUUAUGACGUUUGUUAACGAUGAGAGUAGGGUGCCACAUCUGCGGUUGAGAAUGGAGGGUGGUGGUGUUCAUGAUGAUGAUGGUGAUGAUCAUAGUAAAGGGGAUUAUGUGAAAUUGAGAAAUUGUGAGGUGGAGGUCACGGAGGAAGAAAGAUUAGUGAAUGGUGUGACAGAAGGGUCUAGUUUUUGUUUAUGGGGAUGGAGAGGCUCUGUUGUUUGGUAUUGGGUUAAGUUGGUUUUGUUGCUUGCUUGUCUUGGAUUGUUGGCUGCUGUUUGUCUUAAAUGGGUUGGUCCUUUUUUCAUGGACAAGGAGAUUAUUCCUAUCAUCAAUUGGGAGACAACAACUUUUAGCACUCCAGUGUUGGCUGUCCUAAUAUUUGCUUCUGUGGCAAUAUUCCCUUCCCUAUUAUUACCAUCAUCGCCUUCUAUGUGGGUAGCUGGGUUGACAUUUGGUUAUGGCUAUGGGUUUCUAUUAAUCAUAUCUGCAGCAGCUGUGGGUGUGUCACUUCCCUUUUUCAUUGGCUCGUUGUUCCUUCACAAAAUUCAAGAGUGGUUAGAAAGAUAUCCAAAGAAAGCUGCCAUUUUGAGAGCAGCUGGAGAAGGAAACUGGUUUCAUCAGUUUCGAGCCGUAGCAUUUAUAAGGAUAUCUCCAUUUCCGUAUAUUUUGUACAAUUACUGUGCUGUGGCUACAAGUGUCAAGUAUGGUCCUUACAUUUUAGGGUCAUUAAUUGGUAUGGUGCCAGAGACUUUUACUGCAAUCUACACUGGGAUACUUAUAGGAACCCUGGCAGAUGCUUCAACUGAUCGGCGUUCGCUUUCAGCUCCACAAAUUGUCUUCAAUGUCAUUGGUUUCUGUUUAACAGUGGUUGGCACGAUUGUCUUCACCGCAUAUGCAAAAACGAAGCUGAAGGUAUUGCAAGAUGAUCCACAGUUAGUAUAGCAUCUGAAUACAGUUCUGAUACGCUGCUGGGGAAUUUAUCACCCUAUGCUAUGCUAGCUACCAAAAAAAGGGGACUCGGUUCUCCAGAAGAUGCUUCACCGAUCUAUACAGUUUGGUUAAAGUGCUUUUCCUCUAGAGUACGCUUGUUUACCGGAUAUUAUGUCUCUCAAUGAUUGAAGCGGAUGAGGUUUUAUUUUAUCGGACAACUUCAUCCAGAGAAGGUGUUAUUUUGGAAGAGAAUGUAAAUGGCGCUAUACAAUGCGGGACGGAACAAACAUCUAACUUAGUAUAAGAAUAUAGAGACUUAUCUUUCUCUUUUCAGGGUCUCCAUUUCUUUCAACUGGUAUUUGUAUAUGAUUGACAUUCUGCUUGAAAAGCUUAAAUUGGAAUUGAGAAAUACGCUGCUUGUAAAUGAAAAUAUAUGAAUGAAGUGUUGUUGACUUGUGUA